AGUCACCGUGGCGGCGUCUGAAGGACAUGUGUCCGGGUUUGGGGAGCUCCAAGUUUGGGAUCGGGGAAGGCCUCAAACCGCAUGCACCCCACAUUCUCGGACCCAUGCCCAAAUCAUUUCGGUUGCUCGGAUAGACUCAAAGUAAGGGCGACUAAGCAGGGAAGACUCGGCCAACAACAGCUGCUUGGUCUCCAACAAGGCGCUGGGCAACAGUGGCAAGGUUCACUUUGGCCCGACAAGCUGGAAUCCACGCUUUCAGGACGCCCCUCCGGCUUGGGUCUCGGGACCUGGGAUACGGCAACAUCGAUUCGAUCCUGAUCCAAGAAGUAUUCAGCAUCCGAGGCUCCGAGGUGUCAGAAUAGUUGCCACAGGGAUAAAUGAUGUGAAAGGGUUUGUUGUGUUUUCCAUGUGUUUUCCCUCGAUAAGGAGUGUUGACGGUGUUGGGGUAUCACAGAGUGACUCAGAGUCGAUUGGCACCCACAGUACUGGCGAAGCUGUACGUGUCCGUCGCUCUGUUCGGGUGACGGAGGGAACCAUGAUCCUUCGAACGGGGUCACCUUCAGACUUUGCGCUUUGGAGUUGGGCAAGCGUCCUGCUGCCGCUUCGGGAAGAAGAUCAGAAGUUUGGUCGGCUUCUUCGGGAUUCGUAGGUGUGCCGGAACCGGGUUGGAAGCAACUUGGAGGCGUCGGCGGACUCUAGGGGCGGUCCACCCACAAUAUUGCACAGAUUUCAAAAAAGAUCCAGGGUGCUAAAGAAGGGAGGCCAGCAACAGGAGUGAUUGUAAGAGGAGCCCCAAGGCUUGCAGCAUUUGCAUCGGCGGCUGGAACAUUGGCCUCAACAAGGUCACCGAGUGGGACGCUCACACAGCGAGUCUGCCACGCAGUCAGCGGCUCAGGCAAAGAGGCCAGCCUUUUCCUUUUCAACAUCGGCCCGGCCGUGAUACGGGGCCGGCCGGCACCAAUGGCCAAGAUGCCCUGUGUACGACAGCGUCUUCCGGAUGCCCCGGACUGCCAGCCGUGUGCUUCGGCACGUCUUGGCCGGACUCGGCGUCAACGAAGACUCGGUCAGGCUCUCUUGGGCACACUCCUGCGCCCGCAGGGACGCGUCCCACGUCCCACGAGCACAGCUGAUCCCACGAGUUGUUGGAUCGCCGACGGCGUCGAGGAAAAACCUUGACAGCUCCGGCUGAUCCUCCGGCGCCCCUUCUGCGUGCGCCCCCCGUCCGCACGCCGGUCCGCACGGACCCAGCGAUCGUGACUCGAACUGAGAGUCCCAGAGGAGUCCUCGGCCGAGCAAUAACGAGUGCUUUCAGUGAGUCCAUUGACCAGACGUUUGCACGGCACGGUGCCCCUCACUGCUCGGCGCUGCAGCGUUCAGCUUUCAGGGCCGACUGAGUGUGGGAUCGGGGGGUUCAUGCAGAAGUCGAAGCUCACUGCUUUGAAUUUGAUUGUUCAAUAUGUUUGAUAUCUACGUCCCAGGGUCUCGGUAAAAUAGAUUAGAAUAGGCUAAUAGGAACAAUCAUGAUCAUCCUGAGGGGCCUUUCCUAAGAUGAUUGAUGACUUCUGUGCCGGAUCCCAUUCUGCUGUUCAGCGUCUUCGGGCCGAUCCUGUAAGCUUGGCUUCCCGAUGCCUGUAGCCUCCAGCCACCUGUUUUGGCCUUUAUGCUAGUUUUGUUUCUUUGGCCUGCUCUCCGGCUUGACGCUUCGAGUUUCACCGAUCUCCACCAACCAAAAAAAGGUUUCAGAUCAUAAAAGACGUAGUCAGCUUCCUAUUCCACCGAGCUGUUUCUGAAGCCAAGCCAUGACCAGCGGGUUCUCACAGCAAUUCUCGCUAGCAAACGACUCAGCCAAGCCUAGCAAUGAAACAAACCAAGCCAACCUCACUUGGAGCUCUCCAGCCUUUUGUCCUGUCCCUUGACUGGAUGUCUCAGUCCAAGGUGGUCGAUCCCUGCUGGGGCAUCACUGGAAAGGAGCACUGGUCCAAUGACUGUUCGCCCCGGCCCAGCGGUGCCCAGAUCCGGGUCUUCAAGCAGAACUUCGAUGCUCAGUUCUUGGCAGAGAACCCUUGGCUUUGGGAGGUUGGGGCCAUCGUGUCGCUCUAUGGCGAUGAGGCCACGGAUCCCGCCAUGGCCUUCGCAGUUCAGGCCCAGAAGCCCUCCGCCAUUGUGCCAUGCAAUGAGUGUGUGCACUUCUUCCCGCCCUUGAACCAGACCUACGAAGCGUAUUGCGAGGCUCUCAUGAACUCGGCCUGCCACUCGGGUGGCCGCUUCCAGCUGGUGCUCAUGGAAGGCGUGCCCUUCUCUCGGGCACUGCUGGCCACUUGACGGGCGGUGGGUGGAUGUGGCCUGGAGAAAGAAACAGCAGAUAGGCUUGGUUUCAGUGGGUGUUGUCAACACCAAGCAAUUCCCUUUGAGAGGUCCUGCGUUAGAGCUUUCAACAGGUUCUCCAGGGUCCACAAUUAAGCCUCUUCCAGGCUCUUCUUGGUGGCAAGAAAGUGGUGGAUAGUGAUGCCGUUUCGAGGAUGCAAUCGGCAUGCAAAAAAAUGAGAAUACCAAUAGUUGUAAGUUGUGAAAGUGCGGAAAUGGCUGCAUUUGAAACGGAGUUGUUGGGCGACCAGCUGUGACCACUGGAGACUUAGCAAGAUUUGGAGACUUCGCCGGUUUGGUCAUGUGAGUCAGGUGAUGUGAGUCACACGUGCCCUUUCAGAAAGAAUCUGUAAGAAUCAUCAUGGAUUCAUCCUGACAGGACUGCUCAAAGAAGAACAGGGUGACCGUUGGGGCGCGCCCUUGGGCCGUUGGGCGGGAACCUGACGGAUGGACCGACCGUGGACCUGCUUUCUCGGGUUCAAGAUGGCGUCGAUCGAUCCGGUAUGAAGAAGAAGAUGGGAAAAAUGGAUUGUUUAGGAGUUUUUCAAUAUAUAUAUAUAUAUAAUGUAUAAGUAAAUGUAUAAUUGCAGAAUUCUAUCUAGUGGUUUGGAUGGCCAACGACAACAGGCCAAGCUGAAAAUGUUGUCCUCUCUUUCUGGCUGUACUUCAGUUUUGCUUUGGAGAGGAGACCCCAUGUCAAGACUCACUUGAAGACACGGCUUGGGCUUUUGAGCCCGCUUUGCUGAAAUGUAGGCGUUGAUAUGAAGUCAAUCUUCAGGUCCGGGCUCGGCAAGAAUUGCGUUUGGCGAUCGACAAUCCCAACAUGACAUGAUGGCAAUGGCAUGAAGCACAAUUACACCAUUCAAACGGCAAGGGUGUGUGACUGCAAGCAUUGGUAGAAGCAUUGGCGAUUCCCCUCCAAAACUAGAUCACUUGCGCUCCUCAUUGAUUUAGUAGGGGUAGAUGGAGUCUUAGCAGCAAGAUGCAGCAAGCAAGUCUAGAGUGGUCUGGGAGAUGGAAACAACAAAUUCUGACCCACACAAAACUUUACGGAGAAACGUUUCUGUAUGCCAGCAUCACAAUUGUGGUCAUUCAAUGUUAUUCAGACAGAAUACUCACUAUCUAUCUAUAUAUUAUUAUAUAUGUAUACACAUGCAGACCGUGGAAACCCUCCUGACACGCAAUACUGUAGGUCAGGAAAGGUUUACUUUAUCUCAUUUCGUGUUGCAGCUCGCUCAAUCCAUUCUCAGAGUGUUUUGUAGUGGUCAAAAAUGACAUUGACAAAAAGAAAUGGAUUUUCGCUGAGCAUCUCAGAAGCCAUCAAGGAACCGUGGUAUACCAUGCAUAUAUCAUCACGCUCAGCAGCCGCAGCCGCAACAAUUGAUGUUGCCGAUCCUUGUAUUUCGCAUGUCCUGAGGUUCGCUAUGGAGCGAGAAGAACAGCACUGGGAACAUUUGCAUUGUAGAGCUUAGGCUUAGGGUGCAGUGCAGUUCGCCUUCCUGGCCUUGCAUCAACUAUUGUGCAAGUGUCCGGUACAUUUGCCGCAUAGUCCUUUUGGUGAACCAAUGACCCCGCUCAUGUGCGCUUGGAGGUGGAGGGUGCCACAAGGAGAAUGUUUAGUGAAAACCGUGAUUGCAGUGAUAUCAGGUCCUUGUUCUCCCCAAUGCUGCUGAGGAUUUUGCAGUGCUUUUCUUAGGCAGACCCGAAAGCUGCGCCAGUUUCUUCCGAAAACGUGGGCGCACCCAGUGUUGUUCAGCCAUAUGGCCGCACCCAGUCUGGCCUCUUGAGGUCCAACACCCCCAAUGCUAUGCGGGGCCUGCAAAGGGGAUGGGAUUCAUGAAGGCAUCUGAGCUUGGCAAAGGCACGGCCUUCAUUUAAAAGGUCAUAUAGUUUUUGGCAAGUAAUUGCCUAAUCAUAAGCCAUUUCCAU
Messenger RNA from Durusdinium trenchii, 4293 nucleotides. The record is from the annotation of a GenBank genome assembly. Lineage: Eukaryota; Dinophyceae; Suessiales; Symbiodiniaceae.